Messenger RNA from Nilaparvata lugens (brown planthopper), 481 nucleotides. RefSeq lists its product as uncharacterized. The transcript is spliced from 3 exons. Lineage: Eukaryota; Metazoa; Arthropoda; Insecta; Hemiptera; Delphacidae. The coding region runs from base 71 to 481 and encodes 136 amino acids. The record is from RefSeq and is a predicted model, not a curated record.
CCGAGUAGCAUCAUUCUUGUCAGUAAAUGUUUGAGCAGUGAUAUAGUAAAAUAAAUUAUUUGGGGAUACAAUGACUAAACUUAUGGAAUGUUCUAUUUCUCUGUGCGCUAUGGUUAUAAACGUUGCUGCAAUUUGGGAAGGAAUAGCGGGGCCGUAUGAAGUUCGUUUCAGUCAUUUGACUUAUUGCGAGAAGAAAGGAUCAAUUGAAGCUUUGCGGCCGAUGAAGGCGAAUAAAUUCAAUCGAACACAUUUCGUGUACAGCGGGAUUAUCGACUCUGGUGUUGACAUGGAUGAUAGUGUCAAGGUAAGAGUAGUAGCAUCCAGCAAAGGAGCAAAUGACCGUUACAAUAGUAUCAUUGAUAUUGAAAUGAAAGCUUGCGAUAUUGUAAAGAAGUAUGGAAUGAGCAUUACGAAAAGUAUAAUGGAUCAUUGCAAUCUCACAGUACAAUGUCCAAUAAAGAGGGUGAGUAUGCCUCCCUGA